UAACCACCUCUGAUUUUAUCUCGUCUCUGUGCUCUCAUGUUUGUUGCGUUACUCUGCAGUAUUUGAGCUCCUGACAGGAUGUGUGCGCGCUAUCUUGGAUUUGUGCUUCUGAUUUGGUUUGCAGGAGUGACGCAUGCACAAAAUGAAAAUGUCUGCAGGGCUCCUGUGCUGGAUGGGGGUUAUUAUGUCCCUGAAAAAGAGACUUACUUUCUUAAAGAAGAGCUCACUUACGCUUGUGAUUCUGGACGGAAACCGGUGGUGGAGGGUUGGUGGGCGACAAGCAGAUGUGAAGAUGGGAAUUGGGUUCAUAAACCACAGUGUAUAGCUCAAAAUGCCUGCCUCCCCCCAACAAUACCUCAUGGAAAAUAUGAUAAAGCAAAAGACGGUUGGUACAAAGAACGGGACUCUAUUUUCGUACAAUGUGACGAUGGAUAUGAACGCAAAGACAACCGUAGCCCCAGGUGUAGAAGUGGAACCUGGAGCCCUUUGCCUGUCUGUGAGAGAAGGAGGGAUUCAUGCAGUGAGCCUCCAAAAAUCUCUCAUGCAGUCAUAAUUCAUCAAUACAAGGAGGUGUUUUCUGAAGGUUCAGAAGUGCAGUAUGAAUGUGAAGAAGGUUAUACUCGAGAGGGCAACAAUAUCUUUUGUGAACGUGGACAAUGGACUGCAGGGCCAACAUGCAACGAAUCAUCAGCAGAUCAGGGACCCCCUGCAUCAGACACAGACGUCCAGCCUGAGGGGGGAGACAGAAGAGAAAGUGGAGCUGGCAGUGGUAAACAACCGGAGGGAGCGUUCUGUGUAAUGAAUGCUACUAGAUAUGCUCAUUAUGGUGUUGCAGUAGCUGAACUUGAAAACAUGUGGGAAGGAGAAAAAAAAUAUUUUUCUUGUACUGGAAGACACAGACAUAUAAAGUUCAGUGUGCUAACAGAAGAAUAUAUUUGGCCACAUGCUGUACUGCAUCUCAAUUUCAAUAUUAUCCUGACUGCAUAGAGUCAGAGAACCCUACUGACAGCACAACCUUUCUGAAACACUUCAACCAGAACCUGCAGAGCAACAAUGAAACAUGUUUCUUUUCUUUGUCCAGUUUUGGGGCUGAUUGUUCUUUAAACACCAAACUGUCCAUAAAUGAUUUGAACUUUUCAUGCACUCAGUACAUGAUGUGCACACUGAAUCCAUAAAGUGUCGAUGGCUGGCUGAGGUCUGAAUAAAAUGUUUCAUCAUCA
This is a messenger RNA of Haplochromis burtoni (Burton's mouthbrooder), 1220 nucleotides long. Its product is annotated as complement factor H-like. NCBI's taxonomy places the organism in Eukaryota, Metazoa, Chordata, Actinopteri, Cichliformes, Cichlidae. The coding region runs from base 79 to 987 and encodes 302 amino acids. The transcript is spliced from 9 exons. The record is from RefSeq and is a predicted model, not a curated record.